AUGAUAUUUUCAACCUUAGAGCAUAUAUUAACUCACAUUUCCUUUUCGAUCGUUUCAAUUGUAAUUACAAUUCAUUUGAUAACCUUUUUAGUCGAUGAAAUUGUAAAACUAUACGAUUCGUCAGAAAAGGGCAUAAUAGUUACUUUUUUCUGUAUAACAGGAUUAUUAGUUACUCGUUGGAUUUCUUCAGGACAUUUCCCACUAAGCGAUUUAUAUGAAUCAUUAAUUUUCCUUUCAUGGAGUUUCUCCCUUAUUCAUAUAAUUCCAUAUUUCAAAAAAAAUGUUUUAAUUUUAAGUAAAAUAACUGGACCAAGUGCUAUUUUGACCCAAGGCUUUGCUACUUCAGGUAUUUUAACUGAAAUACACCAAUCUGGAAUAUUAGUACCUGCUCUUCAAUCUGAGUGGUUAAUAAUGCACGUAAGUAUGAUGAUAUUGGGCUAUGCAGCCCUUUUAUGUGGAUCGUUAUUAUCAGUAGCACUUCUAGUGAUUACAUUUCGAAAAAACAGAAAGCUUUUUUAUAAGAGCAAUGGUUUUUUAAACGAGUCAUUUUUCUUGGGUGAAAAUGUUGUCGAAAAUACUUCGUUUUUUUGUGCUAAAAAUUAUUACAGGUCCCAAUUGAUUCAACAAUUGGAUUAUUGGAGUUAUCGGGUUAUUAGUUUAGGAUUUACUUUUUUAACCAUAGGAAUCCUUUCGGGAGCGGUAUGGGCUAAUGAAGCGUGGGGGUCCUAUUGGAAUUGGGAUCCAAAAGAAACUUGGGCAUUUAUUACUUGGAUCGUAUUUGCAAUUUAUUUACAUACUCGAACAAAUAGAAAUUUGCGGGGUCCAAAUUCUGCAAUUGUAGCGUCUAUAGGUUUUCUUAUAAUUUGGAUAUGCUAUUUUGGGGUCAAUCUAUUAGGAAUAGGGUUACAUAGUUAUGGUUCUUUUCCAUCAACAUUUAAUUGA
This is a messenger RNA of Solanum tuberosum (potato), 942 nucleotides long. The record is from the annotation of a RefSeq genome assembly. Lineage: Eukaryota; Viridiplantae; Streptophyta; Magnoliopsida; Solanales; Solanaceae.